This is a messenger RNA of Daldinia decipiens, 1230 nucleotides long. RefSeq lists its product as uncharacterized. The transcript has 2 exons. Gene Ontology annotation, molecular function: FAD binding; monooxygenase activity. NCBI's taxonomy places the organism in Eukaryota, Fungi, Ascomycota, Sordariomycetes, Xylariales, Hypoxylaceae. The coding region runs from base 379 to 1050 and encodes 223 amino acids. The record is from RefSeq and is a predicted model, not a curated record. Gene Ontology annotation, biological process: secondary metabolite biosynthetic process.
CCUCUUUCGGGCGGCAGAUAUGGUCGUAGAUUGAUACCUAAAGAAUGAAUGAUUUGAUACACAAGAAAAUCCAUCCCUCUUAUACUCGUUCUCUUGUUAGUGUAUUAUUUAUUCAUGAGUCGCUUAAAUCGAUCUCUAGAACUCUGACUUCACAGACCUCCUUGAAUCCAUAGAGUCGAUAUUAAUAAUGACAUUUGCUUCUGUAUGCGACCCAAGACAUGACCCUUAGGUUGCAUUCUUCAUUGGAUCCUAACAGCAAUUUAUCCGUGCCCACUACUAUAACAGCUCGUAUGGUGUCACUUUACUACCAUAUAAUCGCAAAACAAAUCCUGAAAUGCAAUCCUUAUCUUACUAUCGUACCUCGUCGCCUCUCUAGAUAUGGAUACAAACUCGCUUUUCCAAUCCAGCUUUCACGUUUGCAUCAUUGGAGGGGGUGUCGUGGGUCUCACUGGUAGUAUCCUCUUGCGCCAACAAGGCCUCAAGGUGACUGUUCUUGAAAGGGAUAUGGCAUUACAUACUACCGGAGCUGGAAUCCAGCUGCACCCGAAUGCCGUGCGUGUGCUACAGAAUAUGAACGUUUACGAGAAGAUUAGGUCGAAGUCUAUCAUCCCACCAUCUAUUAUUCUGAAAGACUACAAGACCGGUCAAGUACUUCAUGCCCAGGAUUUACUAGAGCCGGCAAAGAAGUAUGGCGCGCCUCUUCUCACUCUGCAUCGUGCACAUCUGCGCGAGUUGCUUUACGACGAAGCGCUGAGCUACGGUGUUGAGAUUAGGCACGGCGUUCACAUCAAUGUCGCCGACAUAAACCUAGAGAAAGGUGAAGUGAAGCUAUCGGAUCCUCUUGAGACGUUCGAGGCAGACCUUAUUAUCGGCGCGGAUGGUGCGCAAUCUGUGGUUCGCGAAGCUUUGAACGGACAUAAGGAAGAGGCUACCCCUCAUGGCAAAAUCGUGAACCGUAUCCUGGUUGAAGAGGCUGUUAUUAUAAAAAUUCUAUACCUGACGUCACGGACAACACUACUCUUAAAGCAUAUACAUUCCAAGUCCAUAUAGCGCCUUUGUUACAAUUUUAUUAAAAGGAAUAAGAAAAGGCGCGAGUGUAACGAGCUUCAGAUGAUUGCUUAUAUAACGAUGUAUCAUCACCAGGAUCGCAUCUAAGACAUACGUUACUCCAACUUCCUUUCGGUUCUCACCGGUGAGCAUUCGAUUUGCCAAAGUUAUCAGAAAAAGAGU